AUGUAUCAGUCAUUCCGCAGAGCAAACAAUGCACAAGGCCAUGAUUAUCAGCAGGGAAAGCUCGCAGUCCAAAUGUCUCAGAAAGUCUUAAUGGAAGAUUAUCAUGCUUUGAAGCACGAACGAAACGUUUCUAUUUUCCCAAAGUAUACAGGUUCUCUGUCCAAUGCUACGAUACGAAUAGAAGCUCGUAUUGUUACAUCUGGUCAUUGCUCCGCUCGCUGGAACGAGAAUGGUUCUUAG
This is a messenger RNA of Botrytis sinoallii, 240 nucleotides long. RefSeq lists its product as uncharacterized. The transcript is spliced from 3 exons. The record is from RefSeq and is a predicted model, not a curated record. Bases 1 to 240 code for a protein of 79 amino acids. NCBI's taxonomy places the organism in Eukaryota, Fungi, Ascomycota, Leotiomycetes, Helotiales, Sclerotiniaceae.